Messenger RNA from Penicillium robsamsonii, 1518 nucleotides. Its product is annotated as MFS transporter. Gene Ontology annotation, molecular function: transmembrane transporter activity. Gene Ontology annotation, biological process: transmembrane transport. NCBI's taxonomy places the organism in Eukaryota, Fungi, Ascomycota, Eurotiomycetes, Eurotiales, Aspergillaceae. The coding region runs from base 1 to 1518 and encodes 505 amino acids. The transcript has a single exon. The record is from RefSeq and is a predicted model, not a curated record.
AUGGCCCUGAUACAGAAAAACAGACAGCCUGUAAAUGGGGAAAGGGAUGUAGAUGAGACUACAGCCCUCAUAGGGUCCAGCAAGGUCAGGUAUGAUGACAGCACAGACACUCUGGUCAGUUCGUCAGGGUCAGCUAGCGACAGCGAUGAGGAGGAAAAGCCCUUGCCCAAGCUGCAGAUCUUCCUACUCUGCUAUGCGCGGGCAAUCGAGCCCCUGGCCUUCUUCUCCAUCUUUCCCUAUGUCAGCCAGAUGGUGCAGGACAACGGGGAUGUGCCAGACACGGACAUUGGCUUCUACAGCGGACUCAUCGAAUCAAUGUUCUCCCUAACGCAGGCCAUUGUCAUGAUAUUAUGGGGCCGAGCAGCCGACCGCCUCGGUCGCAAGCCGGUUCUGGUCUUCUCCUUGUUCGGCGUGACCGCGGCGACAGGUCUCUUUGGACUGGCAAAAAGCAUACCACAGAUGAUCAUAUUUAGAUGUCUUGCUGGUGUCUUUGCUGGGAUCAUCGUGACCAUCCGCACUAUGGUGGCCGAGCAUAGCACGCCUAGUACCCAGGCCCGGGCGUUCAGCUGGUUCGCCUUUAGCGGGAAUCUGGGAAUCUUCCUGGGGCCUCUAUUGGGCGGUGCACUUGCUGACCCAGUAGGGCAGUAUCCUGGUGUUUUCGGGACUGGUGGCUUCUUCGAAAAAUAUCCCUACUCGCUCUCAAGCUUUGUGGUGGCGAUGGUGGGAGCCACCGCUGCCGUGUCUACCGUUUGCUUUGUUGAGGAGACGUUGAAGAAGGAGCCAGUUGUGGUGGACCAUGAUGGCGAGGAGGCAGCAUGCGAUGUGCCGGCCCAGAGUGGUGACCUAUCGACAUGGCAGCUUCUCAAAUCGCCAGGAGUCGGUAUGGUCCUUUAUUCGUACGCGCAUAUCAUGGUCCUCGCAUUCUCUUACACAGCCAUUAUUCCCGUCUUUUGGUUCACUCCCAUCCACCUCGGGGGGUAUAACUUUACGCCUCUGCAAAUUUCGUUGAUGAUGGGUCUAAAUGGUGCUGCACAAGCUACAUGGCUCCUUCUGGUGUUCCCCCCAUUGCAGAAGAGAAUAGGAACCAAUGGAGUAAUACGUCUUUGCGCUUUUAUGUUCCCGUUAUUCUUCAUAUGCUGCCCUCUUGGCAAUAUACUUCUGCGGAUGGGCACCGAGGGGUCCGUCAAAGUCUUUUGGAUUUUCUUGCCGAUCGGGCUGGCGAUCGGCUGCGGAGUCAGCAUGAGCUACACAGCGAUCCAGCUCGCCCUAAACGAUGUUGCACCUUCGCCGAAGGUAUUGGGCACGCUGAAUGCGUUGGCCCUGACUGGUUCUAGUAUGCUGAGGGCCUUCUGCCCUGCUCUCUUCACCAGCCUCUUCGCUCUGGGGGCGAGGACACAGCUGGCUGGGGGGCAUGCCAUCUGGAUACUCAUGCUCGUACUUGCUUCAGGCUUAUCGGUUACAGCAAGAUACCUGCCAGAGCCCAGGCCCGCUGUCAAGCGCCGAAACAGCCCCAGGUGA